CAUCUUUACUUAACUUUAAUUGCUCUCUACAAAGUUUCCACUGGGUAAUUCUCGGGUGUAUUAUUGUGCCCACUUUUGUUACUGACAUUAAAUUUGUACUGUCUUUUGUGCGCUUUGUGUGAUUUAGUGUCAGAGGUUUGCACCGUUUGGAGCUAUUUAAAUGAGCCUCCUGCUCUGGCAUCGGUUCACAAGCAAAGAGGCUUAAGUCUAGCCAGCGCGGCUGAAAGGAACUGUGUCACCCAAUAGCGUGGGCUCCAUUGUACCCCGUGAAAGGCCUAAGGAGCACUCUGGCUAUUGUUUUCUCUAAAGGGGAGUCAGGUUACCUUGACAACGGCAGGAUGCCUACCCAUAGGUCCCGGGCCACAGAGAAAAGGCACAGCCGCCGAAGGAGGGAAAGAACCCCAGAGGAGACAAAAAAAGGAGGCAAGAUACUGGCCGGCCCCAACUUUAUUUAUUUAUUUUUUUAGCUUGUGUGUUUUUUUCCGUGAACAGGCCCCGGCGGGUCGGGACGGAGCCCCCGAGGAGAGAGAUCCAGCAACAGGGGGCCAUGCACGUUGCACUGCGGCCGCGCAGCGGUUGUCUGGUGCUCUGCCUGUGCCUGUCUGUGAUCACCCUGCUGCUGCAAACCCUGUGGGUGCCACUGGAGACGACCGUGGAGGAACCUCCCGGCAGGUCACCGGAGGAACGCGGUCGGCGCGGCCUCGGCUCCCGCGGGCUGGCGCUCCGCUUGGAGGCCUUGAGCGCCGAGGUGCUGCGGCUCAGCAGAGGAGGAGGAGGAGGAGGAGGAGGAGGAGGAGGAGGUCACGCGGCCCAGCUGAGCAGAGAUGACCUCGGCCGGCUGCUGCGGAGCUUCAGAGUGGAUCAGCGAGGCUUAACCCGCUUGGUGCAGAGGGAGCUGAGGCGAGUGUCCGAGAGGCUCGACCGGCUGGGCCGCCGGCCUCACGCGGCAUCACAUGACCUCAGGCCGCACGCAGGGCCCGAAGAGCGGUGCGAGGUGCCAGCGGACCGAGCGUAUCCGCUGUGUGGGGAGAAAGUGGAGUUCCUGCGGGCUCGCUGGCACACAGACCCCUGUUAUGCCUUCUACGGGGUGGAUGGGACCACCUGCUCCAUACUGACGUACCUCAGCCAAGUGGAGGACUUUUGUCCCUUGCGCCUUGGAAGGAACCACUCGGCGCCGCCGCCGUGGCGCCGCCCAGCUCCCUCCGACCCCCCCGAGGCGGAGGUGCGCACCACUCUGGGCCCGCUGUAUGAGGUCAUCGGCAACAGCAGCGGCCCGGCGCUGGACUUCAUCCGGUCCAGAGUGGAGAGGACGUCCGAGCGGUGGACGCGGGCGGCUCUGAGGAUGAGGCGAAGCAGCACCAGGACGCCCUCGACCCAGAUGAGGGUGCUGCUUUACCCCGGGGCCCUGGCUGGGGGUGUUGGCCGGCGGUUUGAGGCCCUGGUGGACAGAGGGGGGCCUCUGGGGGAGCUGGUGCAGUGGGCCGACCUCAGCGCCUGUCUGACCAUCCUGGGCCACAACUUGACCUUCAGCACCUCACGGCGACUCCUCCACAGCCUGAUAGGCGCAGCGCCAGGACGAGGCAGUUGUCCGAUCCAGAGGCCCCUGACCUUUGACCUCAUCUACACUGACUACCACGGCCUUGCUCACCUUCAUGGCGCCAUGGGACUGGCUUUCCUGCAUUACCAAUGUCGCUUCAGAAUCCUCGACUCCUUUGGCACCGAACCGGCCUUUAACCUGCAGAGUUAUGCGCGUGCACACGGAUACGAAACGCUGUGGGGAAGCUGGGGGCUGCAGCCCCGGCAGUACAUGACCAUGUUCCCUCACACCCCUGAUAACUCCUUCCUGGGUUUCGUGAGCGAGGAGGCAGCGAGGGGGGAGGCGGGGGAGGAGGAGGAGGAGGCGCUGCAGCCGGACAGGAAAGAGCGGAUAGCCGUCGUCUACGGCAAACAAGACUACAUGUGGCAGGGCAAAACCGAGUACGUGAAGGCGAUCAGCGAAGAGAUGGAGACCCACGCUACAGUCUACCAGCCUCCAGGACUUGCCUCCGAUCUGCCCAGCUUCAUCCGAAAUCACGGCCUGCUGACCCAGGAACACUUUGUUCAACUUCUACGCAGGGCCAAGGUGUUUGUAGGUCUCGGGUUCCCAUAUGAGGGACCGGCCCCCAUCGAGGCAAUAGCCCUCGGCUGCGUCUUCCUGCAACCACGAUUUCACCCCCCCCACUCGGCAGACAACAGUGAUUUCUACAAGGGGAAGCCCACCACCAGGAAGAUUUCCUCCCAGCAUCCUUACGCUGAGGAAUUCAUCGGAAAACCUCACGUGUGGACCGUGGAUGUGACCAACAGGACUCACGUGAGGGAGGUCGCCAGAGCCAUCCUCCUCACAGAGGUGAAGCCUUUC
Pungitius pungitius (ninespine stickleback) is the source of this 2398-nucleotide messenger RNA. Its product is annotated as alpha-1,6-mannosylglycoprotein 6-beta-N-acetylglucosaminyltransferase B-like. Gene Ontology annotation, biological process: protein N-linked glycosylation. Gene Ontology annotation, molecular function: alpha-1,6-mannosylglycoprotein 6-beta-N-acetylglucosaminyltransferase activity. The transcript is spliced from 16 exons. Lineage: Eukaryota; Metazoa; Chordata; Actinopteri; Perciformes; Gasterosteidae. The annotation marks the transcript as partial. The record is from RefSeq and is a predicted model, not a curated record. Gene Ontology annotation, cellular component: Golgi apparatus.